This is a messenger RNA of Chrysochloris asiatica (Cape golden mole), 1633 nucleotides long. It is a transcript of the gene FMO2, whose product is annotated as flavin containing monooxygenase 2 (non-functional). NCBI's taxonomy places the organism in Eukaryota, Metazoa, Chordata, Mammalia, Afrosoricida, Chrysochloridae. The coding region runs from base 4 to 1611 and encodes 535 amino acids. The transcript is spliced from 8 exons. Gene Ontology annotation, molecular function: NADP binding; N,N-dimethylaniline monooxygenase activity; flavin adenine dinucleotide binding. The record is from RefSeq and is a predicted model, not a curated record.
ACCAUGGCAAAAAAGGUGGCCGUAAUUGGAGCUGGGGUCAGCGGCCUGAUCUCUCUCAAAUGCUGUAUAGACGAGGGACUUGAACCUACUUGCUUUGAGAGGACUGAAGAUAUCGGAGGUCUGUGGAGAUUCAAAGAAAAUGUUGAAGAAGGUCGAGCAAGUAUCUACCAAUCUGUCAUCACCAACACCAGCAAAGAAAUGUCCUGUUUUAGUGACUUUCCAAUGCCUGAAAAUUUCCCAAAUUUCCUUCACAACUCGAAGCUUCUGGAAUACUUCAGAAUUGUUGCCAAAAAAUUUGAUCUCCUGAAAUACAUUCGGUUCCAGACAACUGUCCUCAGCGUGAAAAAACGCCCAGAUUUCUCAGCCUCUGGUCAAUGGGAGAUUGUCACUAUGAGCAACGGCAAGGAGCAAAGUGAGACCUUUGACGCAGUUAUGGUUUGCAGUGGCCACCACAUCCUACCUCACAUCCCACUGCAGUCCUUUCCAGGUAUUGACAGGUUCAAAGGCCAGUAUUUCCAUAGCCGCCAAUACAAGCACCCAGAGGGAUUUGAGGGCAAACGCAUCCUGGUGAUUGGAAUUGGAAACUCGGCCUCAGAUAUUGCAGUGGAGCUGAGUAAGAAGGCUGCUCAGGUAUUUAUCAGCACCAGACACGGGUCCUGGGUCAUGAGUCGCAUCUCUGAUGGUGGCUACCCUUGGGACAUGGUGUUCCACACCCGGUUUAGCUCCAUGCUCCGAAAUGUCCUGCCACGAAUGGUUGUGAAAUGGAUGAUGGAACAGCAGAUGAAUCAGUGGUUCAACCAUGAAAAUUAUGGUCUUGAGCCUCAAAACAAAUACCUUAUGAAAGAACCAGUACUAAAUGAUGAUCUCCCGAGUCGUCUGCUCUAUGGAGCCAUCAAGGUGAAAUCAAGAGUGAAGGAGCUCACAGAAACUUCCGCCAUCUUUGAAGAUGGAACCAUGGAGGAGAAUAUUGAUGUCAUUGUCUUUGCAACAGGAUAUACUUUCUCUUUUCCCUUCCUGGAAGAUUCGCUUGUCAAAAUAGAGAAUAAUAUGGUCUCUCUUUAUAAAUACAUGUUUCCCCCUCACCUGCAGAAGUCAACCCUGGCAUGCAUUGGCCUCAUCCAGCCCCUUGGUUCCAUUUUCCCAACUGUUGAACUUCAAGCUCGCUGGGUGACAAGAGUUUUCAAAGGUUUGUGUAUCUUACCCUCAGAAAGUAUUAUGAUGGCAGACAUUAUCAAGAGGAAUGAAAACAGAAUUGACUUGUUUGGAGGCAGCCAGAGCCAGAUUCUACAGACCAAUUACAUUGACUACUUGGAUGAGCUUGCCUCCGAGAUUGGUGCAAAGCCAGACUUCCUCUCUGUCUUGUUAAAAGAUCCUAAACUGGCCAUGAAACUUUAUUUUGGACCCUGCAACUCCUAUCAGUAUCGUCUAGUUGGCCCUGGCCAGUGGGAAGGAGCCAGGCAAGCCAUCUUCACCCAGAAACAAAGGAUAUUGAAGCCUUUAAAGACUCGUUCUCUGAAAGCUUCCUCCAGUUUCCAGAUUUCCUUCCUGUUGAAAAUCCUUGGAUUCCUUGUUGUUGUUGUGGGCUUCUUUUUCCAGCUUCAGUGGUUCUAGUCUGCCUGCAUAAAGCUUUUGG